ACCCGGUGUUGAAUCAACAUUAUGGACUUAAAAAUUCUAAUUUAUUUUACAGUUUUAUCUCUUUCUAACGUUUUUGCAAUGAAUAAAAGCGAUGGUAUUGAUUAUCUUCAUUAUUUUGGUUACAUGAAUGAGAAGGAUGAAUCAAAUUUUGAUGAGUGUUUGAAAAAAUUUCAAAAAUUUGCUUCAAUCAAAACCACAGGUUUAUUAGAUGAUGAAACGGUUAAAAUGAUGGAUAUGUAUAGAUGUGGGUGUAGCGAUAAAUCAAAAAUGAGGGUUAAAAGGUUCAGUAUUCAAGGAAGUAAAUGGAGAAUAACCGACAUAAAAUAUAAAAUAAAUUACCCCGAAGAUUUACAACAUUUAAUUCAUUCGUCUGUUUAUCGCGCUUUUAAUGAAUGGGCAAAACAUAUUGAUUUAAGUUUCUCGGAAGUAGAACAAAGUAGGGAUGCUUUAUUACAUAUUUCUUUUCGUCCUAUGGAUAAAGAAAAAAUUUUUGGAAUGGCACAAUACCCUAUUUUUGGUGGAAAUAUUAAUUUUAAUGAAAAUUUGGAUUGGUCCAAUAAAUCUAUCGCUGAUUUAUAUCAAAUAGCUCUCCACGAAAUUGGACAUACGUUGGGUUUGGGUCAUUCAAUGGAUAAAAACAGCAUUAUGUAUCCGUUUUAUAAUCCAACAGAGAGUAAAUGUUUAGUGAAUGAUGAUAUUGAAGGUAUUAAAACUUUAUACGUUGUAAAUUAAAUGAUUUAAUAAAUUCUUAUUAAGAUUUUAACUAACAAUAAA
This is a messenger RNA of Onthophagus taurus, 774 nucleotides long. Its product is annotated as stromelysin-2-like. Gene Ontology annotation, biological process: collagen catabolic process; extracellular matrix organization; proteolysis. Gene Ontology annotation, cellular component: extracellular matrix. Gene Ontology annotation, molecular function: metalloendopeptidase activity; zinc ion binding. Lineage: Eukaryota; Metazoa; Arthropoda; Insecta; Coleoptera; Scarabaeidae. The record is from RefSeq and is a predicted model, not a curated record.